CUUCUAUGGAAAUUAAUGGAAAUCACCCGGCAGAAGCUGACUAUGACACAUCAAAAUUCCAUGUCAUCGUUGUAACGGCUUACAUAAAAGUAUUAAUAAUUUCUUAUGGUACUAUUGAACUUCCGGUUAAGAUAAUUCAAUUGCUCAAUGCUUUCACACCUCAAAAUGAGCUGAACCGAUUUCGAGAAGUCUACUUGGUGAUGGAAUUGAUGAGCCACAAUCUUCACGAAGUGAUAUCUAAACUUCGGCUAGAUCACAAGACCCUAUCUUUCUUUGUAUAUCAAAUGCUAUGUGCUAUCAAACAUUUGCACAACUCAGGUGAUCUAAAACCGUCAAAUAUUGUUGUUAAUGAUAGAUGCAUCUUGAAAGUAUUGGAUUUUGGCUUAGCAAGAAAGAAGACAGUUGACACAGCUAUGCGCAUGAGCGACUAUGUCGUUACGCGAUAUUAUCGCGCUCCGGAAGUAAUACUUGGAAUACCGUACUCAGAGAAAGUUGACAUCUGGUCUGUUGGCUGCAUAUUCGCAGAGAUGAUUAAUCAUCGUGUCCUGUUCCCUGGUUUGGAUAGGGUUGAUCAGUGGACAAAGAUUAUCAAUGUAAUGGGAACACCUAGCGAGGAUUUUAUCUCACAACUUGGCAGCAGUGCAUCAGUGUAUGUGCGCUCGUUACCGCGUCAGACUGGAAAGUCGAUCGAAGAAAUAGCACCAGAUGUGAAUUUUCUCAGUAAUACUGAGAAUGCUAGAGCUAAUCUUACGGCUGAAUGUGCCCGUGAUUUGCUAGCAAAGAUGCUGGUCAUCAAUCCAGACAAUCGUUACUCUGUUGAGGAAGCCUUGAAUCACCCUUAUGUUAAGGUUUGGUUCCGGGAUGAUGAAGUCAAUGCUCCUCAGUCGGAAAAUCGAUAUAGAGAAGAAAUUGACAAUGCUGAUAAGCAAUUAGCGGAAUGGAAGGCGCUGAUUUUCGAAGAAGUUAAACAGUAUGAACAACGCCACGAUAUUUUUGGAUCAUAAAA
Messenger RNA from Strongylus vulgaris, 1006 nucleotides. The record is from the annotation of a GenBank genome assembly. Lineage: Eukaryota; Metazoa; Nematoda; Chromadorea; Rhabditida; Strongylidae.